Seminavis robusta is the source of this 1955-nucleotide messenger RNA. Lineage: Eukaryota; Bacillariophyta; Bacillariophyceae; Naviculales; Naviculaceae. The record is from the annotation of a GenBank genome assembly.
AAAGAUACGUUUGGAGCCCCCCGAGCCUCAUUCCACCACAACUUUGCUUCGAUCACAACACGCAGCGCAAGAAAUUGCCGUGGACAAUGAUGAAAGUGAAAGCAGCAGCCGUCUCACCAACUACCCGUACCAAUGCAGGGAACGAGCUACUAGACACACCUGGUGUCUACUGCAACCCAUCCAAUUCAUUUGAUAGAACAGGAUCCCUUUUCAAUUUGUCAGAAUUAGGGCAACUCUCGCCUAGAGAAAUCGAUGCAAGAAUCAUCGACGUCAACGAAGAUGAAGAACAAGGUUUCGAAGCUGUCCUUGACCCGAGCCGGUUUGCAAAGUUUCAGGAUAUUUCAUUAACUGCGAGUUCCCACACGCAGGAGGAUGACAACGUGACGCUCUAUGGCAAAGAAAAGUUGCAACGAAUUGUAGACGAUGAAAAAAUCAAUAGUAUAAACAAGCGAGACUUAGUGUUCAAACUUCUCGAGACGAUGAGUAUUAAAACGUUCAUUGUAGUAUCAGGGAGUGAAGAUAAUACAGCCGAACUCUUGCAACGUGUCCGCGACGUGAUCGAUUUCAUCGCUAUCCUAAGGCGAACCCGUGCAAAGCGGACGCUCAAGUGCUGCAUACUCUUUCAAGACUUUGAUGGUCUUUUGUACAACCUGGUCCUCCCAACAGAGGCCAUUGGUACCCAUCAAACAUGGCAUUCCAACAUGAACGAAUUUUCAGGUGUUGUGGCCGUGAGCGCACUAUCUGUUCUCUCUAGAGUUUGUCCUUGCCUCAUUGCUGGGCAAAUGGGAAGUGUGCAACCAGCCUACUGGGGGUUUAUGCUCGCUUUGCUAGUGUCGGAAGAAAUGUCAUUGUCAUUUCUCAACUCGUCGCUUCUCAUUCAGGGCAUGCCCUCGAUCUCAUCUUACGUAAUGAUAAAUGGGGAAGGGUACGAUUGGAUUCAUAAAUUGCCUAUUGCUUGCUUCGUUGCUGCUGGGGCAGUUCAAGGUUCUCUGCAACGAGCGUUUGGCAUAAUCGGAGUCAGUCUUACCUUUGUGGCUAUACUGGCCAACCUGGGUUCUAGGGCUUGGCAUUUCCUACAAUUCAGAAAGGUCUCUUUCGGUGGACCGCUGGCACCUCUAUUUGCAUACAUCAUAUCUGUGUUGGCCGGUCUGUGUUUCCCCCAUAUGGGUGGAUGUCGCAAGAUUGAAGAAGGAGAUGAAGUGGCUGCCGAGGCUGUGUUGAAAAGCGCUUUUGGAGCUUGUGCUCUGUUCCUGCUUUCAGACUUGGAUAGUAUCCAGAGGCUACUUCUGGGAGGCACAGAGAAGUGCGACCAAACUAUUUUGAACAUUGCUAUGGGUUCCUGGAUUGGAUUGACUUUGCUCGUCAACUUGUUUCUGGCAACCAAACUCCAACUUCCAUCUGCUUCAAAAGAAAAUCACCACGAUUUGGUCCUCACUGAAGAUCCACGUUCCCCCGUUGGAUACAGAGUUCCUGCAUUCCCUGAAUUCUUGAUAGACCCAAUCAGAGCCAAAAAGAGCAUUUCUUUCUUAACUUUGGAGCAAGAGAUGUAUUUUGCUGUCUUUGUCGCAAUGACAAUGAUGGGUGUGAUUGUUUCAAUGGCGUUUACCGGUUGGAGCAAAACAGCAGAGGAGGCAUUGAUUGGUAUCCUAAAGUAAAAGUGGCGUUUUGCAUGGAGUUUGUGGCUGCUACUAGCUAGCUAGCUAGUAGCUACUGUAGACUACAGUGUCACGGUGACAGGGGGUAGAGAGGACUACAUACAGCCUGUGCAUAUGAACAGGGAGAAGCCCGCAGAUUGAGAGCAAGGCCAGCCAUUUUUUUGGCCGAAUUCAAAAACGUCCAUUUCCUGUCAAUCGAACAGGAUAGCGCGCCUGUUCAAUUGCACAGGGCUGCCUGUUCAUAUGUACAGGAGGCUGUACAUAUACAGGAGCUCGACGUCCUGUUCAAAUGCACAGGAA